Messenger RNA from Mauremys mutica (yellowpond turtle), 1225 nucleotides. RefSeq names its product FKBP prolyl isomerase 7 (gene FKBP7). Gene Ontology annotation, molecular function: calcium ion binding; peptidyl-prolyl cis-trans isomerase activity. The record is from RefSeq and is a predicted model, not a curated record. Bases 354 to 1019 code for a protein of 221 amino acids. The transcript has 4 exons. NCBI's taxonomy places the organism in Eukaryota, Metazoa, Chordata, Testudines, Geoemydidae.
GCCCCCCGGGAGGUGGUAACGCAUCCCGCCCCCCCGGGGACACUUGAGACAGGUCGGGGGGGGGGGGAAGCGGUCUCAAGGGAAGGACUCAGUCCUGGACAGACUCCCCCGCACCGAGCGCGGACUUUGCAGACCUCGGGCAAUCAAACAUUGUCAAUCGGGGAGGAGCAAGCGGGCGGGGCGUAGCGCCCGGGCAGAGCCCACCCACCGCAGCGACGCGGCAGCUUGGGGGAUACGAUGUACACGCCCCGGUUAGUGUCAGCCUGACGUCGGACAAUGCCACGCAGCCAGAGUGCGGGGCGGGUGGAUGCGCUAAGAACCUGAGUCAGAACAAGCCUGCGAGUUUAGCCAGCAUGACUUUCGGAGUCAAAUUAGUUUUUCUCUUACAGGCUUUUUGUCUUCUUACGAUCCACACGCACGGACAAAAGAAAGACGAUGCCACUGCAGAGGAAGUUAAAAUAGAAGUUUUACAUGUGCCCAAAGAAUGCAAGCCAAAGAGCAAGAAGGGGGAUAUGCUUAAUGCACAUUAUGAUGGCUACCUGGCCGCUGAUGGAUCCAAGUUUUAUUGCAGUCGGACACAAAAUGAAGGUCACCCAAAGUGGUUUGUUCUGGGUGUUGGCCAAGUCAUAAAAGGAUUAGAUAUUGCUAUGAUGAAUAUGUGUCCUGGAGAAAAACGGAAAGUGACAAUUCCACCAUCAUUAGCAUAUGGACUGCAAGGCUAUGCACAAGGCAAGAUUCCACCUAAUGCAACAUUGAUCUUUGAGAUUGAACUGUACACAGUGAGUAAAGGACCACGUAGUGUUGAAGCAUUUACUCAAAUAGACAUGGACAGUGACAAGAAACUCUCUCGAGAUGAGCUAAGCCAUUAUUUGAAGCAGGAAUUUGAAAGAGAUGGUAAAAAACGUGAUGCAUCAGUUCAUGAUUCUAUUUUAGCCGAUAUAUUUAAGAAGAAUGACCAUGACGGAGAUGGCUUCAUAUCUGCAAAGGAGUACAAUGUCUAUCAGCAUGAUGAACUAUAGCAAACUAUUUCUAAAAUCUCCUGGCUGCUUUCUGUACCCUAGAUUUAAAGAAUCUCUAAAAAGAACUUUCAUUUUGUCACACAAUGUUUUACAUUUUUUUUUGUAAUGGUAAAUUUUUAUACCUUGUAAGAUCAGUGUUAAAAAUCUUUCCAGUCACAUUUCAGUAAUAGACUGUGAUAUAUUUUACAAAAGAAAUAAAAUUAUAA